AAAAAAUCUCGCGAACAAGGAAGGCAAUGCAAAAGCGGUCCGCGGCCAAGGCGCAGUCGGCGCCACGGACGUCUACAGCUCCCAAGCCACCAUCAUCGCGCCCAAGGAUUCGACCGCAAUGGAAUGAGUACUUGACGGAUUCGUCAACAUACCAGCUGAACCAAGACCAACGCCUCCAAAAACGCAUUCAAUUGCUCACAAAGAUCCCGACCGAAAUUCCUGCACCGCGACAUCAACCUUCAGUUCCCCAUGGAAAAUCGAAACAACACAACACAUCUGUGCUUCAGCCUUCUCGAAAAAUGCCCGAGCCCCGAGCACACACCACGGCAAAUCAAGGCAGGCCAUCUGGUCCUGCCAUUCCACGCGUGAACUUUGACGAUGAACUCCGAGCUUUUGCCGCGAACUCGACUUCGUCCACAACAAUCACUGCGGCCGAGAAACAAAAGCAACGUCUUCAGAACGAACUUGACCGAAUGGACGUCAUGUUGGCGUCGCUCGAACAGCAGGCAGAUGAUAUCAGUGGCGUCAUGGAACCAAUCAGCCGAGACUCCAACGAAUCAAUGAGCCCAGACAACAACGCGAUUGACCUGACCGAUACGACGAUUCAUCUCCAAGACGAUAGCAUCCUUGCUUCGUCAGCCCCGGCACCAGCGCCUCCCUCGUCGACCAUCGACUCUGACGUGGUCGGCCUGAUACACGACCUUUACGCGCAACUGCAUGUGGAGCGCCAGGCGCGGGAGCGUCAAGAGACUGAGAUUCGCCAGUUGCAUGAGACCUUGCAAAACUUGGUUCAAUCAAAUUCAGGUCUCCGUGAUGAUUUUAAUCGCGCUGUCAAGCACAUUGUGAAGCUCAAAGCUGUCGUUGUGAACCUUCGUCAUACAGUUCACGACCUGGAAGACACUAUUGCCAACGGUGUGUCAAGUACCUUGCCGGUCGCUCCUUCGACGCCAAUGCCACCAUUACCAAGUCCAGGCCAUCACGUUGCUGUGCCAAGUAACUCAGUACAAGGCGCGACACCGUCCCCACAGCCAUCGUCUCAACACUAUAUACCGCAUCCAUCACACAUAGAGUUUCCGAACAGGCGGAUCCAUUCUGUGCUGGAUACCAUGGCAUCCCACACAAAGGGGGAUAUCCCUGGGCGACCCUUCUUGAAUGACAACCAAGACACCAACGAUUCUCCGCCAAAUUUAGUUGUCAACCAUGCCGACGGUGGAGUUUGGCAAGAAGUGCUGAACGAUGCGAAACACGCAGGACACCACGGUCGGUUCCACUCGCAUUCCAAGAUGUUGAAGGCAAGUACUCGAGUCGAGCCAUCCCUUAAUACGCACCGCCGCCACGACGAAAUCGAGAAACCCGAGGUCGGCGACACUCGGCUUCGUGAAUCUGUAUCGAUUCGACAUGCAAUAAGGUCAUAAUGCAGGUAUAUGUCGCAGUGCGUGC
Messenger RNA from Aphanomyces invadans, 1440 nucleotides. RefSeq lists its product as hypothetical. NCBI's taxonomy places the organism in Eukaryota, Oomycota, Saprolegniomycetes, Saprolegniales, Verrucalvaceae. The coding region runs from base 27 to 1415 and encodes 462 amino acids. The transcript is spliced from 4 exons. The record is from RefSeq and is a predicted model, not a curated record.